AUGGUGUCGAUCUAUACUUUGACUCUAAGUUCUCUUGACCAUCCAACUUACCAAAUCAUGUUCUCAACGCAUCAACCCCCAACAAGUCAAUCAACAGGUGACCCCAGUAUGGCUCCCGGUUCAAAAACAGUCUUACCAAACACGAUAGCUCCCCCAACGUUUGUUCGGGAAAUAGUACCAUCCCAAUGUUUGCCACCACCACCACGACCUCCAUACCAUCCAUACAACCCUUACAUGUUGCCUGUUCCCGACUACUGGCCCCCACACCCACACCCAGACUUUAGUUAUCACCAUGAUACCUCAGCCAACGAGGCGAUUAGUGAGGACCCUCAUCGUUUCCCAAACUCUCAUAACUGGCGAUAUUACCAACCUCAACCUUAUCCUUACAUGUAUCAUCCACCUCCUUCACAUCAUGGCCAGUACCCAUCAAGUUUUCGUCCGAGCACUCAUCAUCUUACUCACAUCACGCCUCAAAGCCGUACUUCCGAGGUCGAACAACCAGCUACCCCUUCCACAAAUUCCAGCAUCACUCCAGCAGACGACGUUGUUCCCAACCUUACUUCAAACUUGAAUCAAGACCCUAUAGUUCCGAAUCACGAUCCUAAAGUACCAGCUCAAGAUCCUAUAGUUCCGAUUGAAGAUCCUAUAGUUCAAAUCCAAGAUCCUAUAGUUCAAAUUCAAGAUCCUAUUGUUCCAGCUGUUGUUAUUCAAAACCUUACAGAAGCCGAAAAAGACAUCGAUGACGAAGAAGAGGAGUAUAUUGACAUCCAAGCUGAGCGUGAUGAGGAUUGGCCUCCUAUCGGUUGGUCAUUUCAUUUAGCUUGA
Molecule: messenger RNA, 825 nt
Organism: Melampsora larici-populina 98AG31
Lineage: Eukaryota; Fungi; Basidiomycota; Pucciniomycetes; Pucciniales; Melampsoraceae
Exons: 2
Coding region: 1-825 (274 amino acids)
Source: RefSeq, a predicted model, not a curated record